Molecule: messenger RNA, 258 nt
Organism: Stylonychia lemnae
Lineage: Eukaryota; Ciliophora; Spirotrichea; Sporadotrichida; Oxytrichidae
Source: the annotation of a GenBank genome assembly
AUGAUAAAAAGCGUUAGUAUUUCUAGGAUAAACUCCUCUUAGCAUAAUUCCAGUUUCAUAUCUGGGGCUGGAUCUUCUAUGCAAGGCUACGAACCCUCACUAAAAAGAUAGAUAUUUGAUAGAAUGGAUUUUGAUGAAGAGAACAUUUCUUUUGAAGAGGAAAUACCAGAGAUUGCUAUAGCUCCAAAAAUUGUUAACGGAGAAGGGAAUGAUGAUGUCUAGGAUAAGCAUGCUUCUGAUGGAGAAAAAUAAGAAUGA